AAUAAUGCAUUGUCAAUAUUGAUCCACUAAAAGCCCACAGCCUGCUCUGAUCUUCGAUACUGUUGGACUGGGCACCUGUGCAGUUAUGGAGCUGCUGGGGAUAUUGCUCGUUGCCUGCUCCUUGCUGCCUCUCACUGAACAAAAAACCUCAUACUUGAUCACUGCUCCCAAAGUGGUUCACAUUGGCAUGAACGAGACGAUCACUGUUCAAGUAUUCAAGGCUCCCGCCAGUGUUGCCAUCACUGUCUACUUUGAGGGACAAUCAGGGGAAUCACAGGAUGUCCUACUGUCCCAGAGACAUCAGGUCGACCUGAACCAGGCAAACAACUUCACCAAAGUUAUCCACAUGCAGGUUCUUCCAGAAAAGACCAGGCAUUUGGACAUUACCCAUGAAACACAUUAUGCAGUGCUGGUGGCUGAAAUCCCAUUUAGUGUGACCCGAAAGACACGGAUUCGACUGGCACCACGACCUUAUUUCAUUUAUGUUAUAACUGACAAACCCAUCUACAAACCUCACGAAACUGUACGAUACCAAGUCUUUACACUUGAUGAAGAGUUGAAUCCCAUAAGUACCACGGUUGUAAUAGAAGUAUCUGACUCCCAGGGUAAUGUUUUAGCAAGUGUGGAUGAACAAGACGGCUUGGAUUCAGUGCAUAGUGGCGAAAUCAGCAUCCAGUCUGAAAUGUAA
Messenger RNA from Chiloscyllium plagiosum (whitespotted bambooshark), 688 nucleotides. Lineage: Eukaryota; Metazoa; Chordata; Chondrichthyes; Orectolobiformes; Hemiscylliidae. The record is from RefSeq and is a predicted model, not a curated record.